UUGUUUAAUCUUAGUCCUCUUGAUGUUUAUUCUCAUUAUGAAGAAUUACUGCAGUCUAUUUUUCAUUGUUUCCUUAAUAUCACUUUGUCUGGCUGAUGACUCACAUGACGGAGUGUGUUCUGUGGGCUAUGACACAUAUAGAGUAGGACAAACAUUUCUGGAUACCACAGGGCGACAAUGCAUGUGUGGACAGGAUUAUAAAAUUAUCUGUGACACAAAGGGUUAUUGUGACUACCUUGGUCAGAUCUACAAAGUAGGAGCUGCUUUUCCAGUAGGAGAUGGUUGUAAUAAAUGUGUCUGUGGCAGUGAUGGAACUGUAGAAUGUACUAAAGAGCCAUGUUAUCCAGGUUGCAGACACCUUGGAAGGACUUACAAGGUCGGUGACCUUUUUGACCAGGGCGAUGACUGUAAUACGUGUGAAUGUUUACCGACAGGGAAAGUCGUAUGCACAAACAAAAAGUGCUUCCCAGAUUGCUUUUUUGGUGGCCAGAGAUAUUCCACCGGUGCUGUUGUUCCCAAGGGCGAUGCCUGCAAUAGAUGCACGUGCAUGGUUACUGGAGACAUGCAUUGUACUCAAGACUCAUGUGAACCAAAAUGUGAAGUUAACGGAAGAGUGUACAGCCCUGGUGAAAAAUUUCGGAAAGGAGACGGAUGCAAUGACUGUGUAUGCCUGCCUGGAGGAAUUGCACAAUGUACCAAUGCUGUUUGUUACCCAGAUUGUUUUUUCGAGGGAAUGUAUUAUACGAGGGGUGACAUGUUUGACAAGGGUGAUUCAUGCAACACAUGCAAAUGCCUGAUUGACGGAACAAUACAGUGUACAGAAAAAUCGUGCUUUCCAGACUGUUACAAUCAAGGAAUCAGGUAUAGAGCUGGAGAUACAUUUAAGCCUGAUCCGUGUAACACAUGUUGGUGUAUGGUGACGGGCAACUUUAGCUGUACUGAAUUCUCUUGUUAUCCAGAUUGUCUGUACUUGGGGAAAAUCUACAAAUCUGGAGUCAAUUUCCCAAAGGGAGACAAAUGCAACACCUGUAUCUGCUCUUCAACUGGUGACGUAAGGUGUACCGAAAUCAACUGUGGUGAAACAUAUCCAGCCAAGAAACCUAGCAUUUUAUACGACAAGCCCGGAUGUACCUACAAUGCUAAAGGUUAUGCUUCCGGUCAGGUGAUUCCAGCAGGAGACGGCUGCAACAUGUGUACAUGUCAACCAGAUGGUUCAAUGUCAUGCUCAAACUAUCCCUGUAUCUCGGAUGAUGACAAGUAAAAGACCAGAGAGUGAAAGACCAAGAUUCCAUUUUAUACUUUUUUGAAAUCCAGUUGACAGUGUAUUAAUGUACAUUUCAUGUUGUAUCAUAGUUAUUCUUCAAUAUUUAUUAUUUCAAUGUUCACCUGUUUCGUUCAUUAAUAAAUAUUGUCAACCGUAA
Messenger RNA from Saccostrea echinata, 1421 nucleotides. RefSeq names its product kielin/chordin-like protein. Bases 23 to 1261 code for a protein of 412 amino acids. The transcript has 11 exons. Gene Ontology annotation, molecular function: protein binding; peptidase inhibitor activity. The record is from RefSeq and is a predicted model, not a curated record. Lineage: Eukaryota; Metazoa; Mollusca; Bivalvia; Ostreida; Ostreidae.